AUGACGGCACAAGUCCCUUCCCUCACCAGAUGGUUCAAGUAUUAUGCGGCUCUGAUACGCACCGAAGAACGAGCUGUACUGCCUACGUCUGGACAGUUACACAACUGGAUCGACAGGAAGCCACUCGGUGUCGUGGUACAGAUCACACCUUUCAACCACCCACUUCUGAUAGCUGUGAAGAAGCUUGCACCCGCCCUUGCUGCCGGCAACAGUGUCAUUGUCAAGCCUUCCGAGCUAACACCAUUGACCACCCUCAUGCUUGGUAGAAUCCUGCAAGAGGCUGGCAUACCCGAUGGUGUGUUCUCUGUGCUUCCUGGCUAUGGCACCACCACUGGCAAAGCUCUAGUAUCACAUCCGUUGGUCAGAAAGGUGGACGUGACGGGCGGCACACCCGCAGGAAGGGCAAUAGGUGCUAUUGCUGGCAGUAAUCUUGCUGCCUUCACAGCUGAGCUUGGUGGCAAGGCGCCGGUAAUCGUGACUCGGAACGCGAACAUCGAUGCCGCAGUCAACGGCGUCGCGUUUGGCUCUUUCAUAGCGAGUGGACAGACUUGCAUCGCCGCCACGAGGAUUAUCGUGGAGCAGAGCAUGCUUCCAGAGUUCCUUGACAAGCUGGUGACCAAAGUAAAAUCCAUCGAAAGCAGGAUCGGUUCGCCGACAAAUCCUAAGUCGAUGAUGGGCCCUCUCGUGUCAAAUGCGCAACUUGAGAAAGUCACAGAGUUGGUCGGUGCGGCUGCUCGAGAUGGUCUAUGUGUUCUCACUGGAGGCAAGCGGAUGUUAGGUAUGUCACCUCUGGAUUCCACCGACCUCACACAUGGCUACUUCUAUCCUCCUACUGUGGUGGCCCACGGACCCAAGGCAAUGGUGUUGGACUCGAGGCUGUGGAGGGAGGAGGCUUUCGGACCAGUAGUCGUUGUUGUUGGCUUCGACACUGAGCAAGAGGCCCUUGAGCUGGCUAAUAACAGCGACUUUGGACUCGGAGCUGCUGUAUGGACGCAAGACUUGUCCCAAGCUCAUCGUCUAUCUAGUGCCAUCGAAUCUGGCAUCGUCUGGGUAAACACUCAUCACCGCAAUGAUCCGAGUAGUCCGUGGGGCGGGAUCAAGAGCUCAGGUGUAGGGAGCGAGAAUGGCAUCGGUAACCUAUUGUGUACCACUACUGACAGGUGCGAGACUCAUGUUGUCACAGAUGCCUACCAUGCUUACACCACGAUCAAGAGCACUAUCAUCAACUAUGCUUCUGCUGAGCAGUCUUUAGCAACGGACGACUGGUUCGCCGAAGACCCGGAGUCAGUGCGCUAUGGUUAA
Recurvomyces mirabilis is the source of this 1302-nucleotide messenger RNA. RefSeq lists its product as uncharacterized. NCBI's taxonomy places the organism in Eukaryota, Fungi, Ascomycota, Dothideomycetes, Mycosphaerellales, Teratosphaeriaceae. Bases 1 to 1302 code for a protein of 433 amino acids. Gene Ontology annotation, molecular function: aldehyde dehydrogenase (NAD+) activity. The transcript is spliced from 2 exons. The record is from RefSeq and is a predicted model, not a curated record.